AUGGCUACGGUAGAAACUAUUACUGCAUCGAAUCAAGCAAUUUUAUCUUCCUUACAACGGCCUCUGCACGUGGUCGUUGUUGGUGGAACAGCUGGUAUUGGUCGUGGAAUCGCUCUUGCAUAUGGUCGACAUUGUCCAACCGCGCAUGUGACCAUUGUUGGACGUAAUGAAACGGCUGCCAAUGAAGUAUUGGCUCAAUUGGGUCCACGUGGAAAGUUCAUCCGUGGUGAUUGUACGUUGAUGUCUGAAAUUCGAAAAAUCACACCGAAAAUCGAUGCCGUUGACGUCCUCGUUCUAUCUCAAGGUAUAUUAAGAAUGGGUCCUCGUUCACCAACCAAAGAAAAUAUUGAUGACAGAGCGGCUCUAAGCUACUACGGUCGAGUUUUAUUUGUCCAAGAACUUCUUCCACUUCUCCGUGCAUCUCCAAUCGGUGGCAAAGUUUUAUUUAUUUUGAACAGUAAAUUUGGUAAUCCAUCGAAGAUCGACUGGAACGAUUUGGGACUUGAAAGAAAUACUUCGUUCCUAACAGGCGUCAAACAAAUCAUGGCAUUUAGCGAUUUAACCGUUCAGUAUCUUGGCUCACAACCAGAAAAUGCCAACGUUGCUUUUAUACAUGCAUAUCCGGGUUACGUCAAAACUUCAAUAGGUGACAAUCUUCCCUUCUAUAUUCGAUUGCCUGCAAAGGUUUUCGAGCUCUUUGGCAUGUCUUGCACUCCGGAUGUUUGUGCGGAGUUCAUGAUACAUGGUAUAUUAGGAACGGAGAAGGGUUGGAGACUCAUUGAUGAAAAAGGUGAAACUGUUACAAAUAAGAAAGGAUCAGAUGAAGAAAUGUUAAAGAAAGUUUGGGAACAUACUUGUGAAAUGACAUCUCGCACUGUAGAAUCAUGA
Messenger RNA from Adineta ricciae, 888 nucleotides. Lineage: Eukaryota; Metazoa; Rotifera; Eurotatoria; Adinetida; Adinetidae. The record is from the annotation of a GenBank genome assembly.